This is a messenger RNA of Plenodomus lingam JN3, 276 nucleotides long. Lineage: Eukaryota; Fungi; Ascomycota; Dothideomycetes; Pleosporales; Leptosphaeriaceae. The record is from RefSeq and is a predicted model, not a curated record.
AUGGUUGACGAUCGUGCAUAUGAUCUGACCCUUGAACUGGAAAAUGCUGCCGUCAGCCGUCCUCAGGGCAAGGUUGGUGGAUGUGGGUACAGAGGAACAUGGGAUAAGUACCCAGAAGUAAGCAAUGCGUCAUGGAGGAGUUCCACAGUGGCGGCUCAGGGUUCGUUCGGUGCCAAGUCCCAGCUGAACAAAGAUGCAGUCCAGCACCACGGAGUGAACGUUGCCAUCGUGCUAUCUCCAGUCUUGGCUGAGCCUAUGAAGAUGCAAUUAUCCUAG